UAUAUAUUUGAAGAGUUAACUAAACAGCACUUUCUACUUCUAAAUAUAAAUAUUUUCCAAGCAGUGACUGUCAUUUACACCCUUAAAUAGACCCUAUCACUUUCCAUUGCAAAUCCCAGCUAACGGAUAUAAUAUGCACAUCAUUUGCAUAACGUUUUAUUAGGGGCCAAGCAGAGAAGCUGCAAGGCCAAUUAUUUUGUUUCUACCUUUUCUUCUUCUACCUUUUCUUCUUCUUGUGGAUCUUCUUCUCCUGUUGGAUUCUAUGACAGCUGCUAGAAUCGUAUGGUCAAGUUGUAACAGUUUGUAUUCUCCUUGGGUACAGUCCCUGGAUUCUUUUUACCAAGUUUAAUUCUUGUGCCUUGAGCACUCUAGUGCCACCAAUGGGUCAAAGUUGGAGGUGCGUUUAAGCACGUGACGUUUGAGCCUUAAGUUGUAUUUUCACAAAUGAGGUACCAUUGGAUUCCCUAGAUCAAGCCAAGUUCAUUAUGGAUUAUGUGACCUCAAUUUCUGCCAUAUUGUAUUUUCCCGCUGUAUUGAACUUUAUGAAAAAGCAUCGCAAUAUUCACAUGACACUGAAUUUGGCACUGAUAAUCUUCAAGCAAUGCCUCGCAAAAUGUAUCAGAUGUAUUUUAGAUUUUCAAAACCGUUUACCAGUUACAUCCAAUCAAAAUCUCCGGCAAAGCCCCCAAACAGGAAAUGAGAUCAUAUCUCAGCAACUUUUUGAUGCAUUGACACCAAACUUGGUAUAUGUACUCAGAACCCUUUUCUGAUGAUGUAUACAUGUUUUGUUGUGUGUUGUUUGACCUGCUGGACUGCUUGGCCCCCUAAUUGCUGCUUGCAGCUAUAUUUAUGUUUGUUGCACUCUGGGUGGGGGAAGUACAGCUGUCCAAUUGGCAACAGGGAAAAGGGUUCUGCUGGUGUCUUAUUACAGAGUUAGGUUAACUUUUAACCGCCUGUAUGGGCAGGAUAAAGGGGGACCCCAAUAGGGAGCCUCUGCAGAAUCUUUCGGGCUGAGUUAUUGGCUAAGUUUAGAAAGGUGCAAGCAGAAACAGAGAUCAGGGUUGUCCAAGGGCAGCUAAGGAAUAUUAAGAUUCAGGGGUUGUUGCUGUGAUACAGUCCACGAAAGUCGUAACUCAGACAUGACUCGUUACUGUAGUAUGUUGCGUCGCUGGCUCUCUCAUGACAGCCAGGGCGAGGAGGCUGACAAGGAGGAAGGCACAGCCCAGCAGGACAGCGUGGAGCUGGCAGAGCAGCUGAAGGGGAUCGUGACUCGACUGUUCAGCGAGCAGGGGUUCUACCUGCAGAUGAGGCCAAACGGCACCGUCAACGGGAACAAAGACGAGAACAGCGACUACACCCUGUUUAACCUCAUCCCAGUGGGUUUGAGGGUGGUGGCCAUACAGGGGGUGAAGGCUGGACUCUACCUGGCUAUGAAUGGAGAGGGCUUCCUCUACACCUCAGAAGUGUUUACAGCCGAGUGUAAAUUCAAGGAGUCUGUGUUUGAGAAUUACUACGUCAUCUAUUCAUCAACGCUGUUCCGGCAACACGAAUCUGGCCGGGCCUGGUUCUUGGGCCUCAACAAGGAUGGUAUUGUGAUGAAGGGAAACCGGGUGAAAAAGACCAAACCAUGCUCACACUUUGUACCCAGACCCAUUGAAGUUUGCAUGUACAAAGAACCGUCGCUGCAUGAAAUUGAGGAGAAGCAACGCUCGCGCAGAGACUCAGGAAGUCCCACUAUGAACGGCGGCAAAGUGGUGGGCCAGGACUGCACAGAGCAAGACGGCUCAUAGCCUGUGGAACACCCCUGAAGGUGAACAAUUCUAACACCGUGUUCAGUAACAAAACCAACCACAAGAAUGAAACAAGAAUCCUUGCCUGUGAAAUAUUUUAGUUAAAAAAUAUGAAAAUAUUUUAAGUCAGGACAUGGAUUUUAUGCAAAAGCCUGCUGAGUGACUCCAGGAAGUUCAUUCUAUUUCAAGCCAAACUUUACUUUCCCCCCCCCCCCCCAUGUCAGAAUUUCACCAGUUGUUUUAUAUAUACAGAAUAUAUAUUAUAAAUGGCACUUUCACAUGCUUUUUGUGUUGUUGAAAUGAGAAGUAAUAAUACUAAUGAUAUUUAUGAAGACUUUUUUUUCGAUCGUGGUUCGACAGUAUCAUUGUCGAGUUGGAGAGAGGUUCUGUAAAAGCUGAGAAAAAAACUAAGGGUGUGGGGGGGUCUUAACAGACUGUGCAAUCGGAGUGGGCUAACGAGAGUUCCAUGUAACUACACUUAAUGCUGCCACCAAAUCCUGAGAUCCAUGUAAGUUAACUUCAGAAAUUAAGAGCAAAGUGGAUGUUAUGAGGCUAUCCUUGGGAGGGGGGGUGUGGGUGAGGGGGGUGUGGGUGAGGGGAGGUGGGGGUGAAGGGGUCACACAGUCCAAGCAGCUGAAAGACACAACGUCGACUUCCAUCCAUGACAUCUAGGUUGUCUCUGGUGCAGCCAUUCUGUCCAGCCCUCUGAUAGUCACAACCUCUGUAUUGGAGAACCUAGAUGAACCUAGAUGCCACAUAGUGGCGAUGGUGUACGGAGCUGAGGGCCUUUACUGAGACUGACAAAUGUGGUGUCGGAGUCUGGGUAGUCAAGGCAACGGGAGACACGUGCACGAUUCUAAGGGUUCACAAAGUUUUACCUCGCUACAGUAUAGAUAAAACUUUGCGAUAAAAGCUGGGCUGCUUGUUCCGUUCUCACUGUAGAGGUUGUUAUACUUUUGAAAGCAGAAUCAUCACAUUGAACUCAGCCUUGAGAUAUGAAUGUGGAAAGUCAGUCUAUGAUGAUGGACAUUGAGGGAUUUGGGCAAACAGGAGUUCAAUGUAACUAUACUUAACGCUGCCACCAAAUCUCAAGAUCCAUGUACAGUAACUUUAGAAAUUAGCCUGGAGCUACAUUCAUUUCUAUGUAAACCAUGCAGUGCUCUGUUAGAAUCACAGACUGCUUUCUCAACCAUUUAUGCAAUCUAUAAUUGUUUGAGACUCAGCAUUUCUGUGUGAUAAAUUGCACUGCUGGGAAAAUUUAUACACUGCCCUAACACAUGUAGACUUGUCAUCCACUGCUGGGAUUAUGCACUGCCAUUUAUUAUAUUGUCUCUAAGUGUCCAUAUUAUAUAUUAUAGAGAUUCAGUUAAUUUCACUCACAAAAUAUAUGUUUGAGACCUUUCAGCUAGAGUAAAGUGCUCCUUAAGGAUGUGUUUACUGCGGUGUGCGUUCCCACCUAGGAUUGGGUGAUAGGUGAUGUGUGAUGGCUGAUUUGACUUUUAAUUGGUACCUACUCCACUAAGUAGCUGAAUGAACAUCACAAUACACCAUACUGCCUCAAGAGAAGUCUUCCAUUGUGGAAACGACACCAGCACUAAUCGAGAAGAUGGGCAGCAUUUUUGUGAGUUAAUCUUCAUAAUAGUUGGUAAAUGCAAAGAGCUCAACCUGUGUGUGUUGGGCGUUUACCUGGUUUAGGAGAGAGGCCCUCUCUUACUGGAUGGUAAAAGGUUCCUUAUGUAAAUAGUAUUUCGCAAACCUGGACUUUGUGUUCACAAAAAAUGUUCAUCUUUAUUGGAACAUUUCAUAUGAAUCAUCUUAGACCAACAGAUCAAUGAUCAGUAAAUAUGCAGGAUGAAAAAGAGAAAUGAAGAUAAUGGAAUAAAUGGAAUACAAACACAGA
Molecule: messenger RNA, 3690 nt
Organism: Hypomesus transpacificus
Lineage: Eukaryota; Metazoa; Chordata; Actinopteri; Osmeriformes; Osmeridae
Product: fibroblast growth factor 12-like
Exons: 5
Coding region: 1140-1790 (216 amino acids)
Biological process (GO): positive regulation of gene expression; cell differentiation; positive regulation of cell population proliferation
Cellular component (GO): cytoplasm
Molecular function (GO): growth factor activity; fibroblast growth factor receptor binding
Source: RefSeq, a predicted model, not a curated record